This is a messenger RNA of Anguilla anguilla (European eel), 3393 nucleotides long. RefSeq names its product shieldin complex subunit 2 (gene shld2). The transcript has 9 exons. Gene Ontology annotation, biological process: regulation of double-strand break repair via homologous recombination. The record is from RefSeq and is a predicted model, not a curated record. NCBI's taxonomy places the organism in Eukaryota, Metazoa, Chordata, Actinopteri, Anguilliformes, Anguillidae. Gene Ontology annotation, cellular component: site of double-strand break; nucleus. Bases 241 to 2886 code for a protein of 881 amino acids.
UCCACCAUUCUGAAGAAGUUCGGAUCCUCGUCUCCAACGGCUUCGCUGUAGUGACGAACCCGCAUCAGAGACGCUGAAACUGGGAGAGCGGAGUCGACACAUCCCGAGGCCAAAGCACCAACGUUACCUGCUCCGCGAAUUCCACCUGGCAGAGAUUUGAAAGACGGCGCAGGAGAGGAGAUCAUCCCAGCUCGGCUCAGGUGUCAGACUCGGCUUCCAGGAAGUGUCUGCAGUCCUGAGAUGGACAAGCCGAAGAUUCACGUCUUCCUAGGGGCCCCGACUCUCCCCCUCAAAACGGCUCCUAGCGGCGAGCCGGGCUGCGCUCGGUGGGAGACACUGGACCUGUGUUUGAAGGGCGUGCGGUUGCAGCCCAAGGGGAAAGGGCACGGGGCUCAGGGAAGUGACAUCAGCGCCGUGGGCGGGGCCUCAGACGAGCAGGGCGGGGCCGACAAAGCCGCGCUCGCCAAGGAAGGCCCGGACAGACCGAACAUCGACCCGGUCGCGGUUCCGGACAAAGACGCCCCCGUUUCUGGGAACGCUGAGGGGGAACGGGAGAGAAUUUCGCAGCCUGACCUAGACCCGGAGGAGAGGGACUUCCCCCCAAAAAAGCGGAGCGCCGUAGACGAGCAGGACCCGUGCCCCGAGGCCGUGAGGGAGUACCUGGACAGCUGCUUUCGGGCCCCUGGGCCCGGGACGGGGGCGGAGCCCGUGGGAGGGGAGGCCCCGCCCCGCCUGUCCCUGGAGGCGGAGUUUCUGAGCGCCUGGACCACCAGCCAGGCGCUGCUGCUGAAGGGGAGGCGGGGCCUGCCGGCGGGGUCCAGCCCGCAGGGGGCCGGGGCUCCUCCUACUCCUCCUACACCCCAAAACCGUGUGCCUGCGGGGUCAGGGAGCUCCCCCGAGCUGUACAGCCCCACCAGCAGCCCUCGGGGGGCGCAGGAGAGCUCGCAGGAGCUCUUUCACACCCUCAGCGAGAGGCAGGCGGAGGGGGGCGUGGUCCUGGAGGCCACGCCCGAGGGGGUCCUCUGUUCACAAGGCAGCCCCAGCGCCAGCCCCAGCAGAAAGCCUGCAGAGGAGGCGGAGUCACUGUGGGCCAGCCCCAGACCGGGCCCCUCCCUACGGACCUCUCCCAGACCCGGUCCCUCCCUACAGACCUCUCCCAGACCGGGCCCCUCCCUGCGGACCUCUCCCAGACCCGGCCCCUCUUCACGGACCUCUCCCAGACCGGACCCCUCCCUACGGACCUCUCCCAGACCGGACCCCUCCUUACGGACCUCUCCCAGACCGGACCCCUCCUUACGGACCUCUCCCAGACCGGGCCCCUCCCUGCGGACCUCUCCCAGACCGGGCCCCUCCCUGCGGACUUCUCCCACACCCCCCUCUGCCAAAAAGAGCAGGGUGUCCCCCACUGGGGCUAAGACUCGGGGGGGACAGACAGGGGGGGCCUGUGUCCCGCCCCAGUCCGGACCCACCACCCUCCUGGGCAGGUGCGUGGCCAGAGGGGUGCGCUACUCCCUCCUGGUGGCCGUGGUGUACCCCUGCCACCUGAAAGAGAUCAAAGUGAAGUCCGGAACGUGGGCGGGCUCCACUGUUCCCCUGGCAACCAUCGUGGUCACCGACCAAUCGGGUGUCGAUAUGAAGGUUGUCCUCUGGAGGACUGCGGCAUUCUGGGCCCUGACGGUGUACCCAGGAGAUUUGCUGCUUAUUACAGGCGUGACGCUGAACGAGGACAAGUGGAGAGGGGAGGUGGUGCUGCAGUCCUCCUACGCCAGCAGGCUGCUCAACCUAGGCCAGCUCACUGCCGCCCUCCCGCCACCAGUCCCACAGAAUGUGAAUGGCCGGGCUGUGAAGGAGUUGUGGGGUCACCUGUGUAAGAAGCGCCCCCUGCUGGUGUCGCUCCCUCGUCGCACGGUCCAGGACCCCCACGCCAUCCCGUAUGUCCGCCUCAGAGUUCUGAAGCCUGACACACUGGUCCAUGUCCUAGUGAGGGUCACACACAGCACCAUGGUUACAGCCUGGCGGGACGAGGCGGAGAGCUGCUCCAGGGCAGGGGGGGUGCAGAAAGCCGUGCUGAGCGUGGAGCAGGAGGACGGCCACCAGGGGGCGCUGGUGCUGUGGGGGUCGGCCAUGGCCUGGCUGCAGCGGAUCCGCAGGAACCAAGGUGCAGUGUGGGAGUUCCGGGUCCUCCUGGUGAAGCGAAACGUGGCCACGGGGCGCCUGGAACUGCACUCCACGCCGUGGGGGUCCUGCGAGCCCCUCUUCCCCGACGACAGGAGGGCGGUGGAGUUUCACGACCGGGCCCAAUCGAAACCUCCGCCCGCCAGCUUAGAGCUAGACCUGGCAACCCUGCUGUCCCAGAAGUAUUCAGGUGACGUGGAGUUCAAAGGGCAGAUCGUGGCCUUCCAGUUUCAGGGCACCUCCUCCCAGAAUGCCUCGCCGCCGAUGAACGGGGACACGCCCUCGCGGAAGAUUCUGGAGGCGGUGUCCGGCGACGUCACCUUCAACGGCUGCGGGCGGUGUGGCGCCGAGCUCGAAGCGGACGACAACGGGAUCUACCGGCCCUGCUACCCCUGCCUGCCGCGGACCAGCGUCCGCCGCUACUACAGGCCAGCUGUGCUAACGGUGAGGGACGGGAGCAGCGAGGUCUGCGUUCAGGUUCCGUCUUCCCUUGUGCAGAAGAUCCUGCUGAACACUUCCCCGGACAAACUGAGCAAGACGGUCGCUCCCUCCUCUGACGUGCGAUUCGCCCAGGUGGUGGCCGCCCGGCUUCGGGCUCUGCUCUCCAUCCCCCGGGACACCUUCCUGCUGACCGUGUCCAGCCACUUCCUGUGCGACGAGAACAGCGUCCCCACAGCCCAGGACUUCCUUCUGCUGGACAUCCGACCUUGAUCGGCCCCGCCCUCAAGGGGGGGGGGGGACAACGGCCGGCCAAUCAGAACCCGUCUCCACCCAGACUCCUCAGACUCUGCCGCCGUGCUGUGAAACAGUGCAUCUGACCGUGUUUCAUUUACAGCUGUGUCUAAACUCAGAAACUGCCUGUCUUCAUGGAAAACCCAGGUAAAACAUUUAAAUUGGAAUUUUUGAAACUGGGUGUUGAGUAACAAGCAUUUUUGCAUGUGUGUCUUAAUUCAUGUCGGGUUUCUCUGACAGCUGUUUGCAAGCCAUGUGUGACCAAAAGCAGAUACAUGUACCAUAUAUUUAAAGCGCAGCUAGAUGGGGCAAGAACUGUUUUGUGAAGGUCGUAACUGUUAGCCUGAUACAACAGUGUACCAACAUGGUUUUGGAUGUCUGUAAAUAUGCCAGCUGUAAAUUAUGAUAAUUGUUUUUAUGAAGAUAUGUCAUCUGUUUAAGGUUGUAAAUAAACCACUGUUUUGAAAUAAAAGAUUAUUUUGAUUA